Messenger RNA from Linum trigynum, 2520 nucleotides. The record is from the annotation of a GenBank genome assembly. NCBI's taxonomy places the organism in Eukaryota, Viridiplantae, Streptophyta, Magnoliopsida, Malpighiales, Linaceae.
AAUUAACUAUACAAAUUGUUCAACGCAAUCUAGAAAACUCAAGAAAAUUGAAGCAAAUCACAAAUUAUCCAUAAAUAACAUGUUUAAUUGAAAGCUUCUUUCUUUCAAUUAGUUUCUUUACUCUCCACUCCAUAACAUCAACUUCAUUCUACACAAUUGAAAAGAAAAAAUUAGACAUGUCUCCACGAACAUAAAUAAGAAUAGUUGUUUAGAAUAUUAAAUAUACCGAAAAAAUUAAAUAUAUGGGUGUGCGGGUACCCACGGGUCGGAUUUACCCAAACCCAACCCAACCCAGUGAAUAGUGAACGGGUUUAAACCCAAACCCGGCCCAAAACGUGUUGACCGGGUUGGGUCAGGUGGGUACCCAUGGUUUCGGGUUUUGUUGCCAUCCCUACCUGAGUCCAACCUGGUGAAGCCUGCUGCUUCCACUACGGGGAAGAAGAAGAUUUAUCCUCCCCUAGUAUUCAAGUCAUGGCUACAGACAAUAAGAAAGGGGGUUCCAUCCCGAAGCAUGUCACUUUUUCGAUCUCUCCUGGGAACUCAAGUAGCAACCUGAUACCAGGUGGUACUGUCACGCCCAGUAACAAGGAACUUGGUGAGGCGGGAAAUGGAAGAAUAGCACCAGUUCAAAGCAUGAAAAAUUCUACGUCAGGAGUGGGCGCACUGAAAAAGAUUGAUUUUGGUCCUGAGGCUAGUGUUAAUCAUCUCAAGCCAGAAAAUGUAGACAAGACUAAGGGUUCCAACAACAAUGCUGCCCUAGGGUCUGGAGCAACGGCAAUGGCCGUUGAUAAAGAAUGAUUUUUCUCGACCUUUGAUCGAUGCAGGUGGACUUCCUCUCAUUUAUGAUGAUUAAAGUCUUUGCCUGAAAUUGUAGAGGUGCUAAGCACCACUAGUUUCACUCUACGAUGGAGUUCUACAAAGGAAUGCAUUCACCUAAUGUAGUCUGCAUUACGGAACCAAGAAUUAGUGGAGAAGAUGCGAUUGAUGUCAUUAAAUCCCUGGGAUUUGAUAAGUGGGAAGUUUCGGAUGCCGUUGGUUUCAGUGGUGGCAUAUGGUUUUUGUGGGACAACAAACAUGUCACACUUGAACAAGUGGAUUCUCACAAGUAGUUCCUUCAUCUUAAAUGCUCUAUUGAAGGGAAACACAUCGGUUUCAUAACGACUAUUUACGCCAGCCCAAAUGAGCAUGAAAGGGGUGAGCUUUGGCAUCUGAUCAGAAGGUUGGGAAGAGGUAUUAAGGACCCAUGGCUCCUUACUGGAGACUUCAACUCCAUCUCCACACCAACUGAAAAGCAAGGAGGAGCCCCCUUUAGCUUUGCCAAAUCAAGGGAGUUCAACGAGUUUAUUGAGGAUUGCAACCUUUUUGACCUCGGCUUCAUAGGGCCCCAGUUCACCUGUUUACCAGGUCGUCACGGAUCAAGGAAAGACUUGACCGAAGCCUGAGCAACCAGGCGUGAAACCAAGCCUUCCCACAGUCUACUGUCUACCACAUCAUGAAGCUAAAAUCAGACCACAGGCCGAUUUUGACAUGCUCCACCACUCAACCUGACAAGAAGAUUUUGGUGAGGCGUUUCUAGUUUCUGGCCCCCUGGCUUGCACAUGAUGAUUUUUUUUCUUUCAUCUCAUCUGUUUGGCGUAAUGGUAAUGAUCUCCCUGUUGCCUUUAGGGAUGGCAGGCCGGGGCCCAAAUCCGGGUAUCCGCCCGAAGCCCGCCCGAUAAGGGCCCACGUGGUUGUGGUUCUUUAGCCCGUCAACGGGUGGCGGGUAACCCGAAACCCGUCAACCAUGGUUUUCGGGCAGUGAUGGUAAGCCCAGUAUCCGCCCCGCGACCCGCCCCGCCCCCCGCCCGAUGGUUUAACCGUGUAAAAAACGACGGCGUUUGGAGGGCGAUAUAUAAUCUCUGCUUUCCCUUAGAGAAACCCUAGCAGCCGCCUCAUUUCCAUUCUUCACCAAACGAACAGAAACCCUAGUUUCCUUCUUUCUCUCUGCCUCCUCUCUGGCGAUUAGCGAUCAGAUCGCUAGGUAAUCACGAUCUGGCCAAUUUUUCGUCAUUUCCCCUCAUCAAAUCCUCCAUUCGACCAAUUGCAUGGCUCAAAGAGCAACCAUCCGACGAAGAUUUCGUCGGCCGCAGUCCAAAAACGAGUCGUUGCCUUGUUGGAAGUUCAAAUCGCUGAUUCUUCGAGAAAAGAUAAGUUAAUUCUGGGUUUCUUAUCUUUUCUUUCAAGCAUCUUCCCUGAUUCCUCGUUCCCCUAACUCUCUACUGAGUACUGACUCUUCUUGUACUGGUAUAUAUAGGGGGGAUUCAGAGCGCAGAGGUCGUUUCUCACCACGCCAUCUUCUGAGUUCUGAAAUCGAGAACAAGAACACCCCAGUCGAGUCAACAGAGAGCAGAGACCGAGGGAUUUAGCCGACCGCCCGAGCCUCCAGACAGAGUCCAGUCGUCGAGGGUAAGUUUCUUGAUCUCGUCUAUACUUUUUAUGAUUUAUGGGUUAGUGGUCUCAUAAUACAGACAUGCAUGCAUU